AAUGCAAAAUUUGGAGAAACCGUAGGUGGAAUGAAAAUAGUGUCUUCAAUUUUAAAAAAAUAUGAUGGAUUUCUCUAAAAACAGAAAGUUAAACUGUGUUUCUACAUGAAAGUAUGACAACAAAGUAAAGCCUCAAAAAUUGUGAAUUUUAAUUUCUAUGUCUUUAAUGGGGCAUAGAAUUGUAUUAUAUCUCUAAUUGUUGCUAUGGCAGGCCCCAACAAUUGUGUUUUUAAAAAUGUACACAAAUACACUUAAAAUGUUUAUUUUUGAACAGCUGCUAGGUUAUUAUGCGUCCGCAUGAUGCCAAAAUGAUUUCAUUCAAAUAUCAGCACUUAAGAUAUCCCUUAGCAGACAUUUGAAAACCCACUUUCCAUAUAUUACGGCGAUAGAGAAGUACUUGCUUAAAUUUAUUACAGUUUUUGAGAUACUUUGCUCAGUAAGUGUGAAGAUGUUUUCCUGCAUUUGGAAAAAACAAAAGAAAAGCCCUCCAGGGGAUGUACGCUCUGGAGAUGGUGAUAGCUCAAGUCUGCAGAAGAGGCUACAGAGAGAGGCAUGGUCUCCCAUUUCCACCACAACCCCUGAUACCAGCGAGGCUCCCAGGACUAGAAAAACCUCCUUCUGGCGUCGUUGGUCUCUUCAUAACAAGAUAAGCCCUCAAAGUGAUGUACGCUCUGGGAAUGGCGAAAGCUUAAGUCUUCAGAAGAGCAGCCAGCAGACAGAUGAACCAUCUCCUUCUACCAUCACAACCAGCGAGGCUCCUAGAACUAGAAAAACCUCCUACUGGAAUUGUUGGCGUCUUCAUAACAAGAAAAAGCAGAGCCAUCUCCAACAAGAUGUGGACGGGGUAACAAUCGGUUCACCCUCAGUGACAGAAAGGAGUUGUUGCACAAGUGAGAAGUCUCAGGGAGGAGAGACUGGUGUCCAGUUCAGGGCCUCACCUGUUCGUGACAGUCCUGUCUCUGCUGACCAUGAGCCGCAUCUCCAAGCAGUCCAACAAUGCUCCACCACUAUACAAUGCACUGGUGAUUUUGGGGAUGUUGAAGAUGGAGGACUGGAUGGUUCUCUUGCAUCUUCCAGAGAUGGAGACUCCCAAACUAGCCAGAGCAGCAGAGUGGAAGAGACUGUCUUGUCCUCUACUGCCACAGCACAGAUCAUAAACAACGAAGAGGACUGCAAAGAAAGAGAGGUUGAUGUCCAAGACAACAUCCAACCUGCGUCUGAAAGUCAAGACAUAAUAGAAAAGACUCCUGAGAAAGAAUGGUAUGAAAACUGUCUAGUCUGGAUUCAGGAUGUUUGAAUAGAAUCAUGCAUAUGCACUUACACACUUAGUAUUUUUUUUCUAUUUUUCUGUUGACAAUUUCUCUGUUUCAACACUCAAUAACUUAUAUAUUUGUCCUCCCUUAACCAUCACAAAAUAGUCUGCUGCAGAAUUAAAAACUAGGUACUUGGCAUAUUAUGGUCUGCAUGUUUACGUUUUAAGAAUGUUGUGUAAUUACAGACGUCUGAAUGUAUUUGCGUUCUCUUUCCAGCCCUUGAAGAGCUAACGCACCUGCCAUCAGGGCUGCAAAAUUGACCGCAGCAAGCAUUGCCAAAAAUUAUUACAUUGGCUUGCAAAAUAAUUCACAUUUCUUUAACUUUUCCACAUAUAGUCACAUUACAACCAAAAAUACAAAUACAUUUUAUUGGAGUCUUAUGUGAAAGAAAAAGGGGUAUACAACUGUGAUGUAGCAAGAAACUAAUACAUGGUCUCUAUUUUUAACAAAUAAAAAACUGAAAAGAGCAACGUGCAAAAGUAUUCAGCACCCCCCAGUAAAUAUUUCUUGGAACCGCGUUGUGCUGUAAUUACAGCUGCAAGUCUCUACCAGUUUUCCACGUCUUGUGACUGAAAUUUUUGGCCAUUCUUCUUUGCAAAUCAGUUCAAGCACAGUCAGAUUAGAUGCAGAGCGUUUGUGAAUAGCAGUUUUCAGACCUUAUCA
Fundulus heteroclitus (mummichog) is the source of this 1976-nucleotide messenger RNA. RefSeq lists its product as uncharacterized. NCBI's taxonomy places the organism in Eukaryota, Metazoa, Chordata, Actinopteri, Cyprinodontiformes, Fundulidae. The coding region runs from base 449 to 1297 and encodes 282 amino acids. The record is from RefSeq and is a predicted model, not a curated record. The transcript is spliced from 9 exons.